AUGGCUGCCAGUUCAAUCACCUGGAGACAUUGGUACGAAUCUAUGCAUCGUCAGGAAUAUUGCACAUCAGCGAAGAGGAUGACACAGAUAACCAAUCUGUUCUUAAAUCAUGUCGCAUCGACCGAACUCUGGCAUGAAUCCAGAGGUGGCCGUACUCGUAGACCUCCGAUGCGGCAGAACCAAGAAGCGGGCACUGAUUAUGCUAGAGCUGGAUGGGGAAGGGGGACAGGUAAUUACUUACUUACUGCUGAGACUUCAAGAAGCAAUUUCUCUUCAGCAAACAACUACCCAGAUCCUGGUAGGGAUUUCAACAUGAGCUUUGACACACAAUGCAGUAUUUCUGGAUCUGGUCAUGGCGGGAAUAAUGACCUAUGGAGGAGCAAAAGUAACCUGAGGGGAGAUGUUAUUUACAAAGAUGCUGGAGUUGGAUGGGGCAGGGGAAGAGGCAGAGGCAAUUAUAGUAGUACCAAUCUUCCGGCAGGCCAAUUGUAUGGUUACAACUCCUAUGACAUGGGCAGCACGAGCUCGGAUGGAUCAUGGCGCAAAGGUGCUGUAAUUGAUUCAGGUUCGUCAUCAGGCUCACGAGCCUAUUGUAAUUUGGGUAGAACAAAUACAGCUUGGACACAGAAUUGUCCGGUUUCAUGGAGCUUUGAUGGGCAACAACGGAGCAAUGGUAGAGACCAACAUGGUUUUAAAACCAACAGUUCAAGCUAUGAUUGGAGAAACAUACAACAGUAA
This is a messenger RNA of Oldenlandia corymbosa var. corymbosa, 738 nucleotides long. NCBI's taxonomy places the organism in Eukaryota, Viridiplantae, Streptophyta, Magnoliopsida, Gentianales, Rubiaceae. The record is from the annotation of a GenBank genome assembly.